GUUUCGAAGGGCAUUUUAUGAUUGGUGGAGUUUCUUCCUGUGAAGUCCACGGGCAUCAAUUGAUUGUUAUGGAUUUUAUGUAAUUGCAAUAUUCCCCGCCUAAAGGUCACAAGCCUACCUAAGCAUUUCGUCAUGUUUGUUUUUCUUACUCCUUUCCCGGUAACAGACUGUUUAAGGGGCUGACAUCAUUCAAUCACAUGCAUUUUCUUAUCUUAGGUACGCUAUGAUCUAUCGAAACAAACAUGCCGCCCAAAGCUCAAUAAAUUGUGCAACAUAGUGCGGUUUUAGAGAAAACUAGUGUAUUAUUACUAAGUAACAAUGCAUAUAUUACCUGUACACUAUGUAUCAGACUUGCGAAACGACGUCAUGCCGCGAGACAAUGUCUUCAAGUGGAUGUUUUCAAGUGGAGAUGGAGCCUUAAUUGUCAAGCCACAACCAAACAACUACCUACUUCCAAAAGAGGAACCUACCCUAAACGGAUGAGGCUGAUGCUUUACGACAACUUACAACACUUGCACGCUUUCAUUGACACAUUUGCAGUUCGUUUGUAAAAGGACUCCUCUUGCAGCGUUACGGCACGCCAAUCUUCCAGCUUCCAGGUUAGCAAUGGCGGACGGCAGCAAAGAAGAAAGCAGAGAGGGGCAGAAGGAAAAACCGACAACCAAGGAGAAGCUGAUAGAAGAAAUCACCUCGCGCAUCGAAGAAUCCAAGAAGCUCCAAGAGGAGUCCGUACAACUCCACAAGCAGGCUGACGAAGCAGAAGAUCCCGACGUCGCCGAGGAUCUAAAGUUCCGCGCUCGGGAGCUCGACAUGAAAGCUGCCAAGCUGCUGAAGACAGCCAAGUGUCUUGAGUCUGGCUGGUUACAGGGUGGCGCGACUGGCGCCGGUAUAGGGGCCGGGAUUGCCGGAGGACUCGGCAUAACUGUCGGGUCCUUGGUCAGCGGUUUAGUAGCGAUUCCCACCACCGGCAUAGGCAUCUUAGUCGGUAUGGGCACGGGCUUGGUGCAUGGUCCUUGGGUCAAGUUCAGCGAGGCCUUUAGUAAGGACGAGGUUGACGAGAUUGAUAAGGAAGCUGAGGAAGAGGCUCGUCAGAUCGGCGGGGCUUAGGAUUAGUGGCAUUGGGGAUCUGGGGAAAGGUCUUGUGCGCUUUAAUGAGGGUAUAUUUAGAGCGAGUGCAGGUUUGGGUUUAACAUGAAUGGGUAUGAGGCUAUGCAAUAUUCUAUUUUUCUAGGCAAAGGGCGAUCAUUGGGUACAUUCUUGGGUACAUUCUUGGUUAUGAUGAUGUCUACGAAUGCGAUGAUACAUUAUGGUGGUGCUGAUCAGAGGAUACUUAUACUACAUCGGGGCAACCAUUUACUCGUCGACGGCUCAUGUGCUUCUCCAUAGUUAGCUUAGAUUAGUUAUUUCAUCAAGUUUCUUAAACACCUUAAGGUUAUAAGGUUCUUAUCCACAUAGACGCUAAGCACCGAGCCUGGACUUAAUAGGCUGUUCAUUGC
This is a messenger RNA of Daldinia decipiens, 1496 nucleotides long. RefSeq lists its product as uncharacterized. The coding region runs from base 607 to 1107 and encodes 166 amino acids. NCBI's taxonomy places the organism in Eukaryota, Fungi, Ascomycota, Sordariomycetes, Xylariales, Hypoxylaceae. The record is from RefSeq and is a predicted model, not a curated record. The transcript has a single exon.